GUAUAGCUGUAAAACACUACGCUUGAGCACAAAGUGUGCGGCGCCAGCACGCUUGUCUUGCUUGCACACGUCCAGAGUAUAGUUGUCCAUACUAGUUGUUACAUCAACCCAAAAGCUUUAUUACAGCUUGUUACUGAACUCCAAGCAAGGUCCUGCCCAAGCAAGCGCUGCUGCAAACCCUCGCCCUUUGGCAGGAGCAAACACAGACAGCCAACUAACCUUUCUAGCCGAUUCCUGGGAAAGCCCAAUCAAUGCCGCGUUUAAGAGGUGCGGCAGUAGCAGCGCCGCUGCUGCUGCUGAUUGGGGCGCUGUCGGCUCUGCAGCUGGGCGCGGCGAUUGAGGCCAACGCGCAGCCCCCUGUGGUUGUGUACUCGGACCCGGACCCCAACAACAGCAAUGACGUCACGCGGAAGGCGGCCCUGGUCGCUAGUGUGCUGGGUGUGGGCUCCGCGCUGGGCGCCCAGGUGGUGAGCGGCCGGCCCGUGCCGCUGUCGCUGGACGCGCGCACGCACGUGAUGAUGACCAACACACUUAACGACAUGUCGGACCUGAACCGGCGCGCGCUGGUGAACCUGGUGGACCGGUCGGGCUCGCUGCUGGUGCUGGCGGCCAACCAGAUCGGCGGCCAGGACUACAACGCCCUGUUGGCGCCCUUCCUGGGCGGAGCCAGCCCCGGAUGCGGCUGGGAGUCCCAGUCCCGCGCCGCCAACCAGGUGUUUGACUUGCCCGGCAUGCCGCUGUCGCUGUUCGCGGCCAGCCGCGGAGCCAACAUCCUGGCUUUCCGCUGCACUGCCGGCGCGCCCUGGUACGCCACCAGUGACGGCGCCGCGCCCGUCAUGAUGUUCUACACACCCAACGGCGGCUGGGUCAAGCUGCUGGGCUUCGACUGGGGAACGCCUUCGCGUGUGGCGGACUGGGAGACCAUCCUGCUGUACGUGCCGCCCGGCCCGCCCUCGGCGCCGUUUCCCCCACCUCCUCCGCCUGGCGUGCCCCCGCCGCCCUCACCGCCUCCGCGGCCGCCCUCCCCCUCGCCGCCGUCGCCGCCGUCGCCGCCGCAGAUGCCGCCCAUGCCGCCCAGCCCGCCUCCUGACCCAUCCCCGGACGCCCGUGCCAUCCUUCUGACGGACGAGGCGCUGCCCUUCGACACGCUGCGGAAGACGCAGCUGCUGCUGACGGUGCUGCAGCUGGUGGGGCAGGGCAACGUGCUGGACCGGCCCAACCCCGGCAUUGCGCCCGUGCACGUGUCGUACGACAACACGCUCGUGAAGCUGUCGAACGGCUCCAAGGCGUUCCUGAACGAGAAGCUGAGCCUGGGCAAGACAAUGCUGAGCAUUGUGGUGACUGAGGAGGACUCGGCACCCGACCUGUCAGCCCUGGUGUCUAGCAUCAUGGGUUUCGCGGUGAACUGCAGCAAGCGCGUCAUGGUGCGCGGCUCGCUCACUGCCGUGCCCGAGUCCAACUUCACGGGCGUGCUGGGCAUUCCGCGCUACCCCGCAGCCAUGUCGCUUGUGGCCAACACGGUGGCGCUCACCUGCAACUCCGGCCGCCGGGUGGUGCUGGUGGACGGCAGCGACACCGAGGCGGUCCUCUGGGAGCUGUCGGUGGGCCGCGGCGUCGUGCGCCUGAUCGGCUACGACUUCACCAACGGCGGCUAUGACGGCACCGCGCCGGCCAACCGGGAGCUGCCGCUAGCUCAGCGCCUGUCCGCCACCUCGUCCAUCGCCGCCGUGCUCACCACCCGCAUGCUGCCGGGCGACACCUCCAGCCCCGGAGCCGUGCGCUCGCCGCCGCCUGCGAAGAGGCCCCCGCUUCCGCCCCCCACCGGCCGGCCGCCCCCCGCGCCCUUUGGCGGCAAGACGCCCGACGUGGUGCUGCUGUCUGACCCCGAGGUGCAGCCCGACAGCGCCAACAAGGAGAAGCUGCGGGACGGUAUCAACGCGCUGGGCAGCACGCCGCUGGUGUGGCCGAACGCUGUGGACGGUGCCCCCGUGCACGUCGCCUUCGACACUACGCUGGCUGCGCUCUCCAAUGACACGCUUGCUGGUCUGACCAGCCUGAUUUCAGCCAAGCGCACCGUCCUCUCCAUCGUGUUCACCUCGGGCCUCACCGACGCGGCACGCAACACGCUGCUGCAGUCCCUGACCGGCUAUUCCGACCUGUCCUGCAUGACAGGCGCUGUGGCAGCUAAGCUGCGCGUGAACCGCGUCGUCAGCGCCAUCGCCGAGCUCCGGUCCUCGGGCUGGCGUGCGCAACAAGUCACCCGAUAUAUCAAGUGUAAUAUCGGUACCACCGUGUUUGCAGCCAACGUGGUCGGCAGCAAGCAAGCCGUCAUUCAGGAGCUGACGACCAUGAGCGGCGGCACCGUUCGCCUGAUUGGGUACAACUUCGCGUCCGGUGGCCGUGGUUCCGACCGCAAGCCUCUGACCAGCAUUGCGGUCUUUGCCAAGCCGCUGGUGCCGGCCGCUGCCGGCCGCUAAGGAAGCGGCGCGACCCGACGCAGCAGAGGAGGACAGGGAAAUACUAAGUAUGACUAAACUGGAAUAUAUAUGAUGUGAGCCUAGAACUGCAGACUCUCGUUGGGUGGUACUGUGCGUUGUUUUACAGGGGGCCAUGUGGUGAUUGCGGACAGCAGGAUGCUUGCUGACGGCAAGAAGUGGUGUGUACAAGGGCCCUAGCCGCCCGGCAGGAAUAGCGGCAGGCGAAGAGCCGCGGCAUACGGGUGCUGGGAAGACGCACGGGAAGACGUCCCCGCACGCAGGGGAUGGGCAUGUGGCCUCGCCCCGUGCCGCUGCGGCGUGUGAAGUUUUGACGGGCAAACACAGAAGGGCGGCUGGUGCCAAUGGAUACAGGUGAUGGCUGAACUAGAUGCCCGCACGUACUGACGACGGGUGCGGCGAGAUGGGAGGCUCCCAGCAGCAUUCAUCACGGACUCGUGCUUAAUCAUGACGACAUUGUAAUGUGCCAACGGU
Molecule: messenger RNA, 2969 nt
Organism: Chlamydomonas reinhardtii
Lineage: Eukaryota; Viridiplantae; Chlorophyta; Chlorophyceae; Chlamydomonadales; Chlamydomonadaceae
Exons: 18
Coding region: 252-2477 (741 amino acids)
Source: RefSeq, a predicted model, not a curated record